AUGGAAGAAGAAGAAAAUGAAGAAACAGUUGGAAAUACCGAUGAUUUUAUUGAUGAUAUUGUACCAUCAUCUACACUUGGACUUUCAUUUGAAAAACGUCGUGAACGUUUAAAUCAAUCUGAUCGUAUUGAUCAAUUAUAUGGAUGUUUACGUUAUACAGAAUUUGAAGAACGUAUUGGUUGGCUUUAUAAUUUACAACCAUGUGAAAUAUUUGAUGAAGAUCGUCGAAGAUUUGUAUCGUCACUUGAUCUUUAUUUUAUUGGUGAAAUAGGUGAUCGAUUUAAAAUUUCAAUUGUAUAUUCACCAUAUUUUUAUGUUGGAGCAAAACUUGGAAGAGAAAAUGAUGUUUUUGCUUAUCUAUCAAAACGAUAUCAUAAUCGAUGUUUAUCAUGUGAUCUUGUGGCAAAAGAAGAUUUAGAUCUUCCUAAUCAUCUAGCUGGGAUUAAACGUACAUUUAUUCGUCUACGUUUUCUUGAUAUUGAUGAUUUAAUAAAAGCUCGUAAAGAAUUACAACCAAUUGUUAAACGUAAUACAGAACGUGAAAAAGAACAACAAUCUCAUCCUGAAUUAGCUGUAUUAUCUCGAAAUCAAUCAGCUAAUUCACGAAGUAGUGAUAUUAUUGUUAAUGGUCUUUCGAAUGCAAAUGUUGCUGGUAAACAAAUUGAUGGAAUUAUUGAAUUACGUGAAUUUGAUGUACCGUAUCAUAUUCGAGUUUGUAUUGAUUUAAAAAUUAAUGUUGGUCUUUGGUAUGGUGUUCGUGGACAAUCAACUAGUGGACCACAAAAUCAACUUGUAUUAAAACCAGAUUUAAUUGAACAGCCUGAACCAAUUGUACUUGCAUUUGAUAUUGAAUGUACUAAAAUGCCAUUAAAAUUUCCAACAGCAGUAUCUGAUCAAAUUAUGAUGAUAUCUUAUAUGAUUGAUACUCAAGGUUAUUUAAUAAUCAAUCGUGAAAUAAUAUCUCAAGAUAUCAAUGAUUUUGAAUAUACACCUAAAAAAGAAUAUCCUGGUCAUUUUCAUGUAUUUAAUGAAUCAAAUGAAUUUGAAUUACUUAAACGUUUUUUUAAUCAUAUUGUUGAUGUUAAACCACAUAUAUUAGUAACAUAUAAUGGUGAUUCAUUUGAUAUGCCAUUUGUUGAACAACGUGCACAAUUUUAUGGUUUAAAUAUGUAUAAUGAAAUUGGAUUUCGAAAAGAUUCUCAAGAUUGUUAUCUAUCACGUCCAUGUAUACAUAUGGAUUGUAUUAAAUGGGUUAAACGUGAUAGUUAUUUACCUGUUGGUAGUCAUGGUCUUAAAGCAGUAACAAAAGCUAAAUUACGUUAUAAUCCAAUUGAAAUUGAUCCAGAAGAUAUGUGUCGUUUAGCUGUUGAACAACCACAAACCUUAUCAAAUUAUUCCGUAUCAGAUGCUGUAGCAACAUAUUAUUUAUAUAUGAAAUAUGUACAUACAUUUAUUUUUGCACUUGGAACAAUUAUUCCAAUGAGACCAGAUGAAGUACUUCGAAAAGGUUCUGGAACAUUAUGUGAAACAUUAUUAAUGGUACAAGCUUUUAUGGCCAAUGUUAUUUAUCCAAAUAAACAUGAAGAUGAACAGUAUAAAUAUACAACUGACGGUCAUUUACUUAUUACUGAAACAUAUGUUGGUGCAAGUGUUGAAGCACUUGAAUCCGGUGUAUUUCGUAGUGAUAUACCAUGUCGAUUUAAAAUUGUUCCUGAAACAAUUCAAUAUUUAAUUGAUAAUAUCGAUCGUACACUUCAACAAUCCAUUGAAAUUGAAGAAAAAUUAUCUAUUGAUUUAAUAGAAAAUUUAUCUGAAAUAAAAGAUGAUAUUCUUCAACGAUUACAACAUUUAAAAAAUGUUCCUAAUCGUCUUGAAAAUCCAAAUAUCUAUCAUUUAGAUGUUGGUGCUAUGUAUCCAAAUAUAAUUUUAACAAAUCGUUUACAACCAUCAGCUAUUGUUGAUUCAACAAUAUGUGCACAAUGUGAUUUAAAUCGUCCAAAUGCACGUUGUCAACGUAAAAUGGAUUGGAUAUGGCGUGGAACAUAUGUUCCAGCAACACGUAAUGAAUUACAACGUAUUCAAUUACAACUUGAAAAUGAACGUUUUUCAUUUAAUGGACAAUCAAUUGAGAAAAAAAUGUUUAUCGAUGGAUCAAAGAAAGGAACAAAUACAGCUAAUAAUAAUAAUAAUACUCCUACUAAUAAUACUUUAUCAUUUCAUGAAUUACCACAAGAAACUCAAAUAUCAAUUGAACGUAAACGUUUAGCUGAUUAUUGUCGUAAAGCAUAUAAAAAAGUGAAUCAUACACGAGAAGAAACUCGAGAAACAACUGUAUGUCAAUGUGAAAACUCUUUUUAUGUCGAUACAGUUCGUGCAUUUCGUGAUCGACGUUAUGAAUAUAAAGGUUUACAUAAAAAAUGGAAGAAAAAUUUAGCUACGGCAGCUAAAAAAGAUGAUCUUAGUGAAGCUAAAAGAUGUAAUAAUCUAAUUGUUAUUUAUGAUUCAUUACAACUUGCACAUAAAUGUAUUCUUAAUUCAUUUUAUGGUUAUGUUAUGAGAAGAGGUGCUCGAUGGCAUCGAAUGGAAAUGGGUGGUAUUGUAUGUACAACAGGUUCAACUAUUAUUAGACGUACUCGAGAACUUAUUGAACAAAUUGGACGACCUCUUGAACUUGAUACAGAUGGUAUAUGGUGUGUAUUGCCAGCAACAUUUCCUGAAAAUUAUGAAUUAAUAACGCGUGAUGAAUCACGUCCAAAAGUUGUUAUAUCUUAUCCAUGCAGUUUAUUAAAUUUACUCAUUAAAGAUCAUUAUACAAAUGAUCAAUAUCAUGAAUUAGUUGACAAAGAAAAACAUUCAUAUGAAAUUCGUUCGGAAAAUUCAGUUUUUUUUGAAAUCGAUGGUCCUUAUUUAGCAAUGAUAUUACCAGCAUCAAAAGAAGAAGGAAAACGUAUAAAAAAACGUUAUUGUGUUUUUAAUAUGGAUGGUUCAAUAGCUGAAUUAAAAGGUUUUGAAGUUAAACGUAAUGGUGAAUUACAAUUAAUUAAAAUCUUUCAAGCUAGCGUUUUUGAAGCAUUUCUUAAAGGAACAACACUUGAAGAAUGUUAUGGUCAUGUUGCUGCUAUUGCUGAUUAUUGGCUUGAUGUGUUAUUUUCACGUGCUAAAGAUAUAACAGAUAAAGAAUUAUUUGAAUUAAUUUCAGAAAGAAGAACUAUGUCAAGAAUGCUAUCAGAUUAUGGAGAACAAAAAUCAACAUCAAUUUCAACAGCUAAACGACUUGCUGAAUUUCUUGGUGAAGAUGUUAUUAAAGAUAAAGGUCUCUGUUGUCGAUUUGUUAUUGCUAAUGUUCCACGUGAUGCACCUGUAACUGAACGUGCUAUACCAUUAGCUAUUUUUCAAUCUGAACAAUCUAUACGCAAUCAUUAUUUACGUAAAUGGUUACGUCUUUCAUCUGUUGACAAUCUUGAUAUACGUGAAAUUCUUGAUUGGAAUUAUUAUAUUGAACGUUUUAGUAGUUGUAUACAAAAAAUCAUAACUAUACCAGCUGCUUUACAAAAUAUUCGUAAUCCAGUUGUACGUGUACCACAUCCUGAUUGGUUACAUAAACGUUUAGUUGAAAAAAAUAGUUUAUAUAAACAAAAACGUAUAACUGAUGUAUUUAAUUCAGUUGAUAAACAAACUCAUUCAGAUAAUACAGAACAACAAUUAUCAAAUGAUAUUGAAGAUAUUGCUGGAAAAUCUAAAACUUCAAUGUCAUCAAUAAAAAUAACAAAAAAACGUAAACGUGAUGAAUUAAAUGAAAAAACCAUUACACGACAAUGGAGAAUUGUUCUUGGUCCACCACCAACAUUUGGUCAAACAACAAGUCAACAUAUUAAAUGGCUUAACUAUCAAAAACGUAAAUGGGAAAUACAACGUGAACAAGCAUCAUCGAAUAAUUCUGAUAAUAAUAAUAUACAAUUAUCAACGAAACCAAAAUCAGCAACAAGUGGUAAAAUUGAUACAUAUAUUCGUCGUGCAGCUGAACAUUUACAUACACGUCCAUGGCAAAUAAUAUCUUAUGAAUUAACUGAUCAACCUGGUUUAUUUAAAGCCUGGUGUUUAGUUGAACAUGAAUUAGUUCAAAUAAAAAUCAAAGUACCAAGAAUAUUUUAUGUUAAUUAUCGUACAUCAAUUGAAAAUAUUUCAAAUCAAACUCAACGAUCAGCUGGUUAUGAACGUGCUAUACAAAAUUGUUCACAUAAAGUUAAUCGUUUAUUACCACGUUGUUCACAAGCUUAUUAUCUAUAUGAAUAUCGUUUAGAUGAAAAUCAUUUUCGUGAUUAUUAUACAGAUAUAAUGACUGAUUUAAGUAAUCCAGAUAUUGAAGGUGUUUAUGAAAUGAAUGUUCCAUUAGAUUUUCGUCUUCUUCUUACACUUGGUUGUAUAUGUUCAUUACGUAAAGAACAUUAUCGAACAAAUAUGCUUUCAAAUUUAUAUGAAUUUGAUGAAUUAGAAUUUUUAUCAUUAUCAGAACAAACAUAUUUACAAGCAGGUUCAUUACAAUGUAUUUAUUUAUAUAUACAUCAAGAUAAUGGAAAAUUAUUUAUUGCUUUAUUUAUACCAAAUAAUUGUCGAGUAUUUAUUGGCAUACUAGAUGAUAUAAGAGAAAAUCGUAUGCCAAAUUUAAAUAAAUUAUUAAAAAAUGAAUGUGAAAAACGACUUCAACGAGGUAUUGAUACAAAUUUAUUACCAAUUAAUGAACAUCAAUUUGAAGUUAAAGUUGAUACAGAUAUACAAAGUAUUUGGAAAAGAUUCAAUAAAAUUAUUGCAAGUUUACGUGAAAGUGAUAUGGCAACUCGUUCUUUACCAAUUUAUUUGGCUAUUCAAUCAAAUAUUCCUGUGCUUGACCUUCAAACAUCGAUGUUAUCAUCAUUAGCUGAUUAUCCAAAAGUAACAUUAUCAAUAAAAGAUAAACCUAAUCUAUAUAAUCAACUUGAUUGGCAACGAACAGCAGCUCGUCAUGCAUUACAACAUUAUGCAAAUGCAAAUAUAAUUCUUGUUAAUAUGCUUGAACAAUGUCGAUAUUUACAUAUUCCAUUAGGAAAUUUUCCAGAUGAUCCAUGUUUAUUUGCAUGUGAUCUAUUUUAUGCUCGACAUUUAGUUAAACAUAAUCAUUUAUUAUGGUGUUCAUUGACAGAUCAACCUGAUUUAGGUGGAAAAGAACAAGAUGAUUAUCGAAUGUUAUUAACAGCUGAUGUUAAUGAUGGUAAUGUAAAUUCAAAUGAUGAAAAUAUAUUUAAAAAUGAUAAUGAAGAAAUUCAUACAAAUAGACAAAAUCAUCCAUUUGAAAUUAAUCAUGCAGGAUUUUAUCCAAUAUCAUGUAUUGAAUUUGAACUUGUUGGUUUAGCAAUAUGUGCUGUAUUGAAUUUUCAAAAAAUUCACGAAGCUGAAGGAUCAAACUUUGAUCUUGGCUUUGGUACAACUGUUCAAAAUCCAUUAGGUGGUCCUGGCGUAGUUCCAUCCAUAAAUAAUACAUCCGUGACAGCAUAUGAUGAAACAUCUCAAUGUUUACCAGCAUUACGUCUUCUUCGACAAAUGGCUCAAAUAUGGUUGCAAGAUGUACAUUCAUAUACAAAUAUAUUUGCUGAUAUGCAAUUGAAUCAUUUCUAUCGUUGGUUACAAUCAACGAAAAGUCUUCUUUAUGAACCAGCACUUAAACGAACUAUUCAAGUUUUUAUGAGAAAAUUACUUGUACAACUACUUGUUGAAUUACAACGUAUUGGUAGUACAACAAUAUAUGGAAAUUUAAAUAAAAUUAUUUUAGCAACUAAACGUUGGUCACUUGUUGAUACACGUUUAUAUAUUAAAGUUAUUCUUGAACAUCUUCAAUUAAAAGAUUUAACAUCAACUAUAUGUUUAGAAUUAAAAUCUAUUUAUCAUUGUUUAUGGUGGUUUGAUGAUAAAAAUUAUUGUGGAUUUCGAAUAUGGUCAAAUGCAAAAGGACAAAUUGAUGAUAAUAUUGAUAAUGAUGAUGAAGAAGAAACGAUUUUUGAUUGGAAUAUGAUUGUUUACUUACCAAGAGUUGUACAAGAUUAUUUCGAAACUAUUAUGAUUGGAUUUGCUCGUUCAAUUUAUGAUCGUCUUCGUGAUGAAUAUAAAGAUGCAACAUCAAUAACACAAACAAAUUUACCUACAAAAGUUCUUGAAUAUUGUCGUGGUCUAUUUACAGAUGAACUUUAUCAACAAUUAAUGUCUGUUACAAAUCAAAUUGAAAGAAAAUUAACAAAAAGUGAUUUUGAUUCAACAUUACCAACACCAUUAUCAAGUACAAGUCCAGCACUUGAAUUUGUUAAAUCUGUGUGUUGUCUUCUAUUUCUAUUACAUGAUAUGCAUGAUGAUGUUAUGAAUCUUCGACGAGAUUUACUCAAAUUACUUAAACUUAGCGAAUAUUCUCAAAUAACAACAACAAAUCUUUCAUCAUUAACAUCAUUUAUUAUUCCACAACUUGUUUGUUCAAAUUGUAAUCAUUAUCGUGAUAUAGAUUUAUAUCGUGAAAUAAAUUCAACAACAGAUAAAGAUUCUGAUGAUGAACAACAUCGAGAAUAUCAAUAUACAUGUAAUCAAUGUCAUACGACAUAUGAUCAAACAGUUAUUGAACAAUAUUUAUUAAAUCAUUUACAAACACUUCUAUUAGAAAAUGUUCUUCAAGAUGCUAUUUGUAAUAAAUGUCAUUUUGUUCGAAAUGUUUAUUAUAAAGUUUAUUGUGAUUGUGGACAAUUAUAUCAAAAUUUACAUACAACAAAACUUUUAUAUGAUACAUGUAUUAUAUUAUCACAAAUUGCAUCUAAACAUCAAAUGACAACUCUUCUACAACAAAUACAAUUUCUUAAACGACUUAAUCAUUGGAAUGAUUGA
Molecule: messenger RNA, 6894 nt
Organism: Adineta steineri
Lineage: Eukaryota; Metazoa; Rotifera; Eurotatoria; Adinetida; Adinetidae
Source: the annotation of a GenBank genome assembly